This is a messenger RNA of Naegleria lovaniensis, 1242 nucleotides long. RefSeq lists its product as uncharacterized. The transcript has 8 exons. The coding region runs from base 1 to 1242 and encodes 413 amino acids. The record is from RefSeq and is a predicted model, not a curated record. Gene Ontology annotation, biological process: regulation of intracellular pH. Gene Ontology annotation, cellular component: membrane; vacuole. NCBI's taxonomy places the organism in Eukaryota, Heterolobosea, Eutetramitea, Acrasida, Naegleriidae.
AUGCUUGGAACGCAACGUUCGCCAUCGACGUCUCAGCAUCAAGAUUCCUCUCCUCUUCUCGGAGCUACUUCUGGUCAAAACAAAGAAAUGAAUGAAUAUAAUAGCAAUAUUCAAUACGAAUAUCAAAAACAAGAAAGAGAGGAAAUCCCAGCCCAUGAGGAAACAUCAUUACAACAAGCCAUUCAAGGCUAUGGAAGUCAUCAAAACAGUCCUCCAACGUUGAGAUUGGUCGGAGAGGAAGGAUCAUCACUUUCACGACACCUCUCUUCCUAUGAUCAUGUGGAAGAAGGUGGAAAUGAAGAGGAGAAACCGAAAAAAGAAAAGAAAAAGAGAGAACCAGCAAAGACAAGAGAUUUAGUUGCAUUUUUCAUUUGUGGAUUAUUAAAUAAUUAUAGCUAUGUCAUUAUGCUUUCAGCUGCAGAGGACUUGAUUCAUGGACAAAGUUCAAUAGUUUUACUUGCAGAUAUUCUCCCGACACUAGUUUUAAAAGCUAUAGCUCCAUUUUUCAUGCAUGCCAUUCCUUAUAAUAUUAGAGUUGGCCUUGCAGUGAUACUAGCUCUUGCAAGCUUCCAAAUGGUUGCUUGGUUUGAUAACAUUGGUCUUAAAUUAGUUGGUGUUGUGAUGGCUUCUCUUAGCUCAGGAGGAGGAGAGAUUACUUUUUUAGCCAUGUCAAGUUACUAUCACAAAAAUACCGUUUCUGCAUGGUCGUCAGGGACUGGAGGCGCGGGUAUAUUUGGAGCCUUGUCGUAUUUGGCCCUUAAAGGAUGGUUUCAAUUGUCACCAAGUAUUUCACUAUCAAUCAUUACUCCUUUACCACUGUUGAUGCUGUUAGCGACAUUUGUCAUUAUGAGUGGAGCUCACUAUGCCAAUGGCUUCUGUGCAAGAGGAAAAGGAGUCCAAAAAGACAAAAAAACAUCAUUCGAACCGCUCACCAUGAAUGAGAAAUUGAAACUAGUUUUGUACAUGCUUCCACUGACAACCGUUUAUUUUGCUGAGUAUCUCAUUAAUCAAGGAGUUGCUCCAACGAUUACCUUCCGAAAAGAACUAAUUCCAGCAAAAGACGACUACAUGUAUUAUCAAUUUUUAUACCAAAUUGGAGUGUUUAUUUCAAGAUCAUCUGUGAACAUUUUCCCAAUCAAGCGUUUGUGGGUUCCUGCUGUCCUUCAAUGCUCACUCUUUGUGUUCCUCUUAUUAGAUGCAUAUUUUAGAUUUGUACCUGCCAUUUUCUUCACAUUUGCUUAA